AUGGAGGCGGCCGCGAUGAAAUGGUCGGAUAGAAGUAAAGUGGACCAACCAGUGCCCCUCGUGAUAGGUGUCUUCCAAUACCUUGCGGUGAAACGGGUCCCUGUGGCAUCAACUGUGAAUGCCCCGGACCUUGGACAUAGCCUUGCCCCAUUCCGGUCCCCAUCAACUGCUGCGGUGCAUGUUGUUGCAGCUGCUGAAGGUGCUGCUGCCGUGGGUGUUGCGUCUGCAGCUGUUGGAGGUGCUGCUGUGGCUGCUGCUGCUGCUGCUGCAGUUGUGGCAUCUGCAGCUGGAGCUGCUGCAUCUGCACCUGGAGCUGCCGCAUCUGCUGCUGUUGUUGGGCCAGCAUCUGCAUCUGUUGGUGCUGGGGCUGCAGCUGUUGAGGCAUCUGCUGCUGCUGCUGCAUCUGGGGAAGCUGUUGCUGCUGCAUCUGUGGAUGCGGUGGAGCCUGCAACUGCUGCUGCAUCUGUUGCUGUUGUUGCUGCAUCUGUUGCUGUUGUUGCUGCAUCUGUUGUUGUUGUUGGCUCGGUAUUUGUGGCUUGA
Messenger RNA from Syzygium oleosum, 540 nucleotides. RefSeq lists its product as uncharacterized. The record is from RefSeq and is a predicted model, not a curated record. The transcript is spliced from 2 exons. Lineage: Eukaryota; Viridiplantae; Streptophyta; Magnoliopsida; Myrtales; Myrtaceae. The coding region runs from base 1 to 540 and encodes 179 amino acids.